AGAGGACUCCAGUGUUCUUUUGAUGUAAGACUCAGCAGAGGACUCUUGGCGAUCCAACAUGGAACCAUCCCCCUGCCCGAAUGAAUUCAGGACUCUGGAAUUCAUUCCGGCAGGCUCCAUGUUGGAUCGCCAAGAGCAUCCAGUAUGCAUCGAGGGCGGGGAAGGGAACCUCCCCCGAACAGCACAUUGCCAUCUUGGAACCCAAGGACUCCCUUGAGUGAUACCACUCUCAUCUCGAGGGCAUUCGCAAGGAGAAGAGCUCGCCUUGAAGAGGCUCAAGUCCAUGAAACUGAUAGCCUGCUACCGGCUGGGCCAAGUCCUCUCAAACCUUUUCUGCAGCUGUCAGGUGCUCCCCUGGAGCAUGAGCCUUCUCUAGUUACUCCCAGCCCUUCACCUUCAGUAGACACCGACAACCCUGCUGCAAGUGACAACUGCCCUCCUCCCGUCAGUAACAUCUCGAAGAUACUGGCUGACAUAGCUGACCAGCCUGUUGCAAGUGACAACUCUGAGUGUUUUGUUGGUAACGUCUGUGAGAUCACUGACUCACAGACCAGCCUAUUGCAAGUGAUGACUCUGAGUUCCUUGCAAGUCAUCUGCAGCUAUCAGGUGCUCCCCUCGAGCAUGAGCCUUCUCUAGUUGUCACUUGCAACGGGCUGGUUGGCUAUCUCAGUGGCUGAGAUAGCCGACCAGCCCCGUUGCAAGUGACAACUCUGAGUGCUCUGUCGGUAGUGUCUC
This is a messenger RNA of Punica granatum (pomegranate), 735 nucleotides long. Lineage: Eukaryota; Viridiplantae; Streptophyta; Magnoliopsida; Myrtales; Lythraceae. The record is from RefSeq and is a predicted model, not a curated record.